UCGCCCGCCGCGCGAAGCCCCACGAUGCCCAACUUCUCGGGCAACUGGAAGAUGAAGAGCUCGGAGAACUUCGAGGAGCUGCUGAAGGCGCUGGGCGUCAACGUGAUGCUGCGGAAGAUCGCCGUGGCCGCCGCCUCCAAGCCGGCCGUGGAAAUCAAGCAGGACGGGGAGGAGUUCUACAUCAAGACCUCCACGACGGUGCGCACCACGGAGAUCAGCUUCCGGAUCGGGGAGGAAUUUGAGGAGCAGACGGUGGACGGCAGGCCCUGCAAGAGCCUGGCCAAGUGGGAGAGCAGCAACAAGAUGGUGUGUGAACAGCGGCUGCUGAAGGGGGACGGCCCCAAGACCGGCUGGUCCAGGGAAAUGACCAACGACGGGGAGCUCAUCCUGACCAUGACUGCGGACGACGUCGUCUGCACGAGGGUUUAUGUCCGGGAAUGAGGGCCCUGCUGUGGGGAGGACCAGAAGAGGCAGGCGUGUGUGGGUCCGGCUGCGAGAGCCCCCAAGCCACCACUCCUUCUAGCUGUUGCACUGUCCGGCCAAAGGGACGCUCGGCCACCUGACCCCCCCCCCCCGCUUCCCCCGCCUCCCAUCUCUCUGCUCAUGCCCAGAGGCACUGCGUGCGGCUAGAGUUCAUGGAGCAGCUUGGCUCCCCACAGCUGCUCCAAGGUGGGGGGGGGCAGCUGGGGGCCCAGAUGGAAAAAGCCAGCCCUGUCCUUUGGAUGCCCCCACGCCCCCCACAGGCGCACACGUCAAGGCUUCCCUUGUUCGGGAGAUUAAUUGCGGAAUUUCGGAUCAGACCUGAGGUCAGGGAGGGAUGCCCUCGGCCGGGGCUCCCCCUCCCUCCCUCCCUCCCUCCCUCCCCGGGGGGGGACUAGUCCUCUUGUCCCUCCAGUGCCCCACGGCUGGCCACACGCUCCUCCCUUUCCAGUCCUGGGAAAGCCCCUGCCUUUGUGCCCGUCCCCCGAACAACCCGAAGGAAAGUAGAAAUAAAAAAUUGGGACAGAAAGCAUGGCGUGGGCCGCAGGAUGUCUUGCACGUGGCAUUUUGGUCGUCUGCUCCCCGGAACCUUUUCCGUGCGGGCAAAACGCAUUUUCCGCUCUCCGGCCGAGACACGUCCUGGUCCCCCUCCAGACACACACAGCUGGCCAACGUCUUCAUAUCUCCUCUUGCAGCCACGACUGUUCUUUCCAAAGUAUUUAUUUGUCACCCCUGCGUCUGAAAAUCGCCUCUGCUCCCGCACCCCCAAACCUCUGGCACGCCCCACAGGGCCUGGCGGGCUCUCUUGGCCGAAGCGCCCACCUCUCCGACCCUCGCCCUUCUCGCUAAUAAAGGUCUUCUAAGAACGA
This is a messenger RNA of Varanus komodoensis (Komodo dragon), 1349 nucleotides long. RefSeq names its product cellular retinoic acid binding protein 2 (gene CRABP2). Gene Ontology annotation, biological process: fatty acid transport. The coding region runs from base 25 to 441 and encodes 138 amino acids. Gene Ontology annotation, cellular component: cytosol; nucleus. Gene Ontology annotation, molecular function: fatty acid binding. The record is from RefSeq and is a predicted model, not a curated record. The transcript is spliced from 4 exons. Lineage: Eukaryota; Metazoa; Chordata; Lepidosauria; Squamata; Varanidae.